AUGAAUUAAAUUCAAUAAGAGAUCACUAUGAUUCCUACAAAAAUAUUUAAGAAUGCAUAAUGGAUUUCAAAAUCUUUGAGUGUAAACAAACGAAAAAGUCCAAAUUAUCCAUGUAAAAGAUGGGGACAUACAGCUGUGUUACACGAUAAAUAUAUGUAUGUUUUCAGUGGUUGUGGGAAAUCUGAUAAUCCCAGAUAGUGGGAACAAAUCUAUAGAAUGGAUUGCAUAACAUUUUAAUGGGAAAGAUUGAAUUCACCAUCUUUGAAACAUCCCCCAGGCAGAGAUUCUCAUUGUUGCGUAUGUUUAUAAAAUAAACUAUAUUUUUUUGGGGGAUCUAGUAAUGAAUUAAUUCUUGGCGAUUUUUGGAGCUUUGAUUUCGAAACUUCUGAAUGGACAGAAAUCUAGGUACCAAAAGAUAUGGAGGGUAGAGAAGGACAUUCUAUGGUAGCUUUAUCAUCAAGAUUGAUAUACAUCUAUGGUGGAUGGGAUUAAGUGUAAAAUAUAAUGACAGAAUCCCAUUGGCUGUAUGAUAUAAAAACAAACAAAUUUUAGUAAGUAACUCACUUCACUGGUGAUGAAAUGAUCAAAUUAGAAAGUCAUACUGCUAAUAAAAUAGGAGAUAGUGUUUAUAUUUUUGGAGGGUAAGGUCAAUAGUCCAAUAAACAAUUAGUAUUUCAUAAAGAUUUAUACAAAUUAGAUUUUGAAAAUCUGAAUGAUUUGCACUCUAAAUUUGAUUAAUUAGAAUCAGGAGAUGAUAAAGGUCAGAUAGACAAUAAUACGGUUAUCAAGAUUGAGAAGAUCAAAGCAAAUGGGUCUUAAUAGCCCACUCCAAGAGCAUCACAUUCUGCAGUUGCUUAUGGCGAGAGAUUCUUAUUUAUAAUUGGAGGGGAAGGUUAUUAAUAUGACCAAUAGAAGGAUAAUGAGGAGGAGGCAAUGGAGUAAGACCAAGAUGAAGAUUAAAAUAUUGAUGAGGAGGAAAAACCAAUAUUUCCAAAAAAUGAUAUUUGGAUUUUUGAGACACUAAUGAGAGUAUGUAAUAACAAAUUAAAUUUAUAGACAUGGAGCAAAUUGUAACCAAAAUCUAAGACUCCUGUAUUCUAACCCAGAUUUUCACAUAGUUGUAUUGUGUAUAAGGAUUAAUUUAUAAUCUUCGGAGGAUUGAGAAGUAUGGGAGAAGUAUUGGAAGAUAUAAUGGUAUUGCAUUUAAAGGAUAGCGAAAAUAAUAUUUAAAAGUAUGCAAGAGAUGAAAUGAAAAACGUUUGUAAGUAUUGUCAGUUAAUCUAUGGUAUUCAGUAAGAGGAGGAAAUAUCAUUUUAUAAAACAACAGAAAAUAAUGCCAUCAAAUUACCUAAGUUAUCUUUAACAUUCAUUGAUGAAAUUUCUAAACUUAUUUAGUGUCCUAUGUCAUGCUUUGGUCUCUUCUUGGACAAUAUCAAAUUAUCAGAAGCUUCAGAAGUUAAUUUUGAAUACGUGUUUUUAUAAAGAAAAAUGAAAUACCAAAAUACUAUUGACGAGAUUAAGGAUAAAAUACCAGUUUUAAUAAUUCUCGAGAAAGACCCCAAAGAAUUAGAUGAUUUAAACGAUUUCCUCUUUAAUUUUGAUAUUUCCAAAAAGAAAAAUAAACUAAUUAAUUAGGAUUUAGAUUUAAAAAAUGAAAGUGAACAAAAUUAAAUUUUAGAGGAGCAAUAAUUGCUUAAUAAAAAGCAAUAUGCUUUAAACUUUAAAAUUGCUUCAUUACGAUUGGGAGAUAGUGUUCUUAUCUGUCACAAAUCAUAGAAUAAUUAUUAUGUUGGAUUAAUAUCAAUGAACAAUCAACUCAAUCCUAAUGAUGAAACCUUAACAUUCUAUAACUACACCAUGACAAUAGCCAAUGGCACAGAAAGAAGGAUUGACUCACCUGAAAGCAAGUAUGUAUUAUUAAAUGCUAUUACUCAUUUAAUAAAUGAGGAAGAUUUCAUACUCAAUUGCAGCUAUAAUUAUACCAAAAUAUUCAUCUUUGAUCUAGCAAGAAUACAUGCUCUAUAAAAGAUAUUUGAACUUAGUUUAUAUACUGAUGAUAUAAUCUCAAAUUAAUCAUUAGCAUUUGGAUUAAAAAAAGAAGAGGCCAUCAAAUAUCCAGAUUUCUCUUUCAAAGAAUAUCUCAAAUAUUAUUCAUUAGAGCCUUUGCAAUUCAAAGUAACUGUUUAAAAUUAAGUGAUCAACACCAAUCUUAAUGUGAUAAGUCGUAUUGAAAAUAAAAAUAAGGUUUCUGUUACAAAUGAAAAAAUACUUAACAAAUUGAGUGAAUGGGCAGAAUCCUAUCAAUUAAGUAGGCUUACAUAAAAUAAUUUUGGAAUUCUCCUUUAUUACUAAGGAAGAUUGAUCAACAGAUACAGAAAACAAUUGGGAGUCUAUCCAAAUAAUCUUGAACAAAGUGGAUACAUUAAUAUAUCAAAAAUUGUUAAGCCAAAUAUGACAUUUGAAGGAUUUAAAAAUUCAUACUUAGGUUCUAUAUUACUUUAAACUCUGGAAGCUUUGGAGGAAGAGUGUGAACCAGAGAGAAGAAAGGAAAUUAAAAUUUGAUGUUAUUGUCUAUAUAUCAUAAUAUAAAUGUAAUAAUAUAAUAGCA
Molecule: messenger RNA, 2608 nt
Organism: Paramecium tetraurelia
Lineage: Eukaryota; Ciliophora; Oligohymenophorea; Peniculida; Parameciidae
Exons: 4
Molecular function (GO): protein binding
Source: RefSeq, a predicted model, not a curated record